AGUCUCCCAUGUCAUCACCAUCUGGUGAAGUAACUUUCAGCAUCCUUCAAAGUGUGUUUUUGUGGCGGAGAAAGCUGUUUGGCUUUGAAUUUGGAUGAAAGAAGCUGAAUAGAGUUAAAGAGAAAGAACAAUGAAAUUAACGCCAAGAGAAGUGGGGAAGCUUGUCCUUCAUAAUGCAGGGUUCCUUGCCCAGAAGCGCCUGGCUCAUGGUCUUAGGCUCAAUUACACUGAAGCUGUUGCUCUCAUUGCCACUCAGAUUCUCGAGUUUGUUCGUGAUGGUGACAAGAGUGUGGCCGAAUUGAUGGACAUUGGCAAACAACUUUUGGGAAGGAGGCAAGUUCUUUCGUCUGUGCCAUAUUUAUUGGAUUCUGUUCAGGUUGAAGGGACAUUUCCAGACGGGACGAAGUUAAUCACUAUUCACGACCCGAUCUCAAGUGAAAAUGGAAACCUGCAGCUUGCAUUAUAUGGUUCUUUUCUACCUGUGCCUUCUAAUGAGAAACCCAAAAUAGAAGAUAAAAAUGUUCCCGGUGAAGUGAUCACAAAAGGUGGGACGAUUAGACUUAAUUCCGGGAGGAGAGCAGUAAGCCUCAGAGUCACUAACAAGGGAGACAGGCCGGUUCAGGUAGGAAGCCAUUAUCACUUUAUUGAGGUAAACCCUGGCUUGGUUUUCGAUCGAAGUAAAGCAUUUGGCAUGCGGCUAAAUAUACCAGCGGGAACAGCUAUAAGAUUUGAGCCCGGAGAUAGUAAAACCGUUGUGCUAGUCAGCAUUGGUGGUAACCGAGUGAUCAGAGGAGGAAAUGGAAUUGUUGAUGGCCCUGUCGACACCGCCAAUAUCGAAACAGUGAUGGAAACUAUAAGGAGUAAAGGUUAUGAGAAUAUGGAGGACACAAAUGCUAGCGAAGGCGAGACUGGACAAGAUUCUGAUUUUACCGCAACGAUUUCUUCUGAGGCAUAUGCUAACAUGUAUGGCCCUACUACUGGUGACAUGAUCCGGCUCGGCGAUACGAAUAUGUAUGCUGAAAUAGAACGGGAUUUUGCUGUAUAUGGUGAUGAAUGCGUAUUUGGUGGCGGAAAAGUUAUAAGAGACGGCAUGGGACAAUCAUCUGGGCAUCCACCAGAAAAAUCUUUAGAUACUGUUAUAACAAGUGCUGUGAUUAUUGAUUACACUAGUAUAUUCAAGGCAGAUAUUGGUAUUAAAAAUGGCGUAAUUGUUGGACUUGGGAAAGCGGGCAAUCCGGAUACCAUGGAUGGAGUUUCGCCAAACUUGAUCAUCGGUGUUAACACUGAGGUUAUUGCUGGAGAAGGAUCAAUCGUAACUGCAGGGGCUAUCGACUGUCAUGUGCACUUCAUAUGCCCUCAGUUGGUUCAUGAAGCUAUUUCAAGUGGCAUCACGACAUUAAUUGGAGGUGGGACUGGACCGGCGGAGGGAACACGCGCAACUACUUGCACACCGGCACCGUCGCAGAUGAAAAUGAUGCUGCAGUCCACUGAUGACUUCCCUUUAAAUUUUGGGUUCACAGGGAAGGGAAAUGGUUCCAAACCCGAAGAACUGCAUGAAAUAGUCAAAGCUGGAGCAAUGGGAUUGAAGCUGCAUGAAGAUUGGGGAACUACUCCUGCUGCAAUAGACAAUUGUUUAGCUGUUGCAGAACAACAUGAUAUCCAAGUUAAUAUUCAUACUGACACCUUGAAUGAAUCUGGAUUUGUGGAACACACAAUUGCUGCAUUUAAAGGAAGAACUAUUCAUGCUUAUCACAGCGAAGGCGCUGGCGGUGGUCAUGCUCCGGAUAUCAUCAAAGUAUGCGGCGGUAAAAAUGUUCUCCCCUCAUCAACAAACCCGACACGCCCUUAUACUUCCAAUACAGUAGAUGAACAUCUUGACAUGCUGAUGGUUUGCCAUCACCUCAACAAGGAUAUUCCUGAAGAUGUAGCGUUUGCGGAUUCAAGGAUCAGGGCCGAAACCAUAGCCGCCGAAGACAUAUUGCACGACAUGGGGGCAAUCAGCAUUAUAUCUUCCGAUUCGCAGGCUAUGGGUCGCAUCGGCGAGGUGAUAAGCAGAACUUGGCAAACAGCGGACAAGAUGAAAUCGCAAAGGGGUCCUCUUCAUAACGAAGAAACUUCUUCUAAUCUAAGAAUCAAACGGUACAUUGCAAAAUACACCAUAAAUCCAGCCAUUGCUAAUGGCAUUGCAGAAUUCGUCGGUUCGAUCGAGGUGGGGAAGUUGGCUGAUCUUGUUUUAUGGAAACCGGCCUUCUUUGGGGCAAAACCCGAAAUCGUAAUCAAAGGCGGUAUUAUUGCUUGGGCCAACAUGGGAGAUGCUAAUGCAAGCAUCCCAACACCCGAACCGGUGUUGUCAAGGCCAAUGUUCGGAGCAUUCGGCAAGGCUGCAAGUGCCAACUCCAUCGCUUUUGUCAGCAAGGCUGCUUUAGACAGCGGAGUUGCGGAGUCCUAUGGAGUGAAGAAGAGAGUGGUAGCUGUCAGCAAUACCAGAUGUCUAAGCAAGCUCGACAUGAAGCUCAAUGAUGCUCUCCCUCAUAUUCAGGUGGACCCCGAAACUUAUGUCGUGAUGGCCGAUGGCGAGGUUCUCACGUGCGAUCCCGUGGCGACAGUUCCCCUCUCCCAGAACUAUUUCCUCUUCUAGAUAACGCUCAAACUGUCAAAGCCAUCGUUUCAAUAGAGUUUUUUUGGUUCCGUUAGUCUGGUUAUUAAACCUGACACAGACGUGAAUUAAGUUUUAAACAUUACGCCUAAUGCUCAAGUA
Hibiscus syriacus is the source of this 2758-nucleotide messenger RNA. RefSeq names its product urease-like. Gene Ontology annotation, cellular component: urease complex. Gene Ontology annotation, biological process: urea catabolic process. The record is from RefSeq and is a predicted model, not a curated record. NCBI's taxonomy places the organism in Eukaryota, Viridiplantae, Streptophyta, Magnoliopsida, Malvales, Malvaceae. The transcript has 19 exons. Bases 131 to 2638 code for a protein of 835 amino acids. Gene Ontology annotation, molecular function: nickel cation binding; urease activity.